This is a messenger RNA of Symbiodinium necroappetens, 1560 nucleotides long. The record is from the annotation of a GenBank genome assembly. NCBI's taxonomy places the organism in Eukaryota, Dinophyceae, Suessiales, Symbiodiniaceae.
AUGGCCUCGGCAUCGCAGCGCACUCAAAAGUCGCCAGCCUGCAGGUAUCUGCCAGGAGUGGCCUUGUGGCUCAACUUUCUCCAGGUUCUCACAUCCUUGCCUUUGAUCGCAGCCAAGGGUGCAGACUACUACGCCAUCUUGGGCAUCCCCAGGAAUGCCGACCAGGCAGCUAUCAAGAAGGCCUAUCGAGGCAAAUCCUUGGAGUACCAUCCGGACAAGUGCGCCGAUGACAAGGAGCAGUGCCAGACAAAGUUCAUCGAAGUGUCUUCAGCCUACGAGGUCCUCAGUGAUGCCGAGAAGCGGAAGGUCUACGACCAGCACGGCGAAGAGGGCCUAAAGGAGGGGCACCAGUCCGACGAACAGGCGAAAGCCAUGUUUCGCCAGUUCUUCGGUCGCGAGCCCGACGGGAACGUCAGGAUCGUCCGCCGAGGAGGCCAGAUGAUGUUUAUGGAAGAAGGUGAGCCUGGACCCAAGGAGGACAUUUACGGCAACACCAACGUCACCGAGCUCACAUCCGACUUGUAUGGCUCGCAAAUCAAUGACCGCAUCGAGCCCUGGUUUGUUCAGUUCUACAAGCCGAAUAACGACGAGUCUCGGGAGGUGCGGAGCGAGUACAUCAAGUUCGCAGACACCUUCAAGGACUUUCUGAACAUCGGCGCCGUCAAUUGCCGGCAACAACGGGACGUGUGCAGCAAGGCGUCCAUCAACGAGUACCCCGCCUUCCGCUGGUUCGGAGAGGACAAGGGGACUCCUCCUGAGAUCUUCAGCGAGGGUACACCCUCUGCCAAGAAUCUGGGCAAGUGGGCCAGCGCCAUGAUGCCCGACUACACCACAGUCCUCCAGGACAAGCACGAGUUGCGCAAGUGGCUUGACAACGUCAAGGGACCACACAUUCUGUUGUUCACUGACAAGAUGAGCUCUCCCCCGAUGUGGAAGGGAUUGAGCAGAGAAUUCAACGGGCGAGCCUCCCUCGCCACCGUGCCGCGCUGCGACAGAACGGGAGUGUUCAAGACACCCCUGCAGCGGGAGUACGACGUCAGGAUACCUCAAGUUGUGAGGAUCGACCCUCUCGAUGAGAUCGGAAAGGUGACUGAGAAGUUCAGCUUGACUUUGAAGAAGGAGUCCCUGAACCUCUGGUUCAUGAAGGCCAUCGCACUUGGAAAGAAGGCCGGACCUCAAGCCACCUUUAAAGAGCUCUCGCGCGACCGGAUUGAGGCGGGCGAUUGCGGGCCAACAGACAGCCAGUUUUGCUUCUUGUGGCUCAAGGCCGGCGCAGAUCCGGCCGUAGAGGAGGCCACCCGGCAGCUGGCACAGAAGUACCGGAGAGAUCCGAUCAAGAUGAUGUGGGCCAACGUGGAGCUGAACCCUUCCCUCCUGGACGCGUUUGAUCUGCAUGAAUCUGACGCGAGUGACUUCUUCGUUGCUUUGCGAUCAAAACGAUCUCGGUUCAAGGUUCACACGGGCGAGCUACGCUUCGAGGAGUUGGAUGGCUUCGUCGAUGGGGUCCUAAACGGCGGACCGCUGCCUGGAAAGCUGAAGGUUCCAAAGAUCGAGCUUUGA